Molecule: messenger RNA, 3048 nt
Organism: Solea solea (common sole)
Lineage: Eukaryota; Metazoa; Chordata; Actinopteri; Pleuronectiformes; Soleidae
Product: zinc-binding protein A33-like
Exons: 2
Coding region: 740-2383 (547 amino acids)
Molecular function (GO): protein binding; zinc ion binding
Source: RefSeq, a predicted model, not a curated record
AUGUUUUUUAAUGGAUGUUAAGAUCCUAAAUUUCAUCUAACUGCAGCGUGAGUUGUGCUUUGAUUAGACUAAUUCAUUGGAUGAUUCUUUGCCAUGGUUGCUCUUGAAAGUACAAAGAUUAAAGGCAAGUGAGCCCCUUUUUUUUAAAGGGAUUCAAAGAUAUCAAAGGCAAAAAUCUUUUGCUUUGGUUUGGCAAAGGAUGGCAAGUGACAUCAUCAAAGGCAGCUGUGGUUGCUGUCCUUUUAAAUAGACUGAGUGUCAUUUGUCAAUUGAGAGUGUUCACUUUGCCGGAGAAAAGCCACGCUAACACAGGUAGAACAUGCAAAAACUCUUAUUCUGACCGCGAACCAGAGUCUUCUAGCUGUGCAAUGCAAAGACGUUUUUUUAAAUGUAUCAAAUGAAUUUAGUGGCAAUUUUUUCGUUGUAAUAUAUUCCUCUACUUCUGCUGAGACUCACUCCGUCCGUUCCUCUUUGCAGUGCAACUUGAUCCGAGUUCAGUUGCAAAUCUGGUCAGUCUUGCCGAUCAACUACUUAAGAAGGCUUAAGAAGUGGACAUUGUAAUAACGCCCUCCCGUAGAGGCGGUUAGAGGAGGUGGAGCCACACUGAAAAGAGAAGUCACAUCCCCCGAUGACAGCUGGGCUGCAGUCAGUGUAAGACAUUGUUACUGCAGAGAACAACUGGGAUAAGGUUUAAGACACAGCAGAACAGCCUUCUAUAUAUAAACUGUGUGUGUUCACCAUGGCACUUGCUGCCUGUCCGCUGUCUGAGGCGCAGUUUCUGUGCUCCAUCUGCCUGGACGUGUUCACCUGUCCCGUCACCAUACCGUGUGGACACAACUUCUGCAAACGCUGUAUCACCAUGAACUGGAAGAUCAGCAGGAAGAUCCAGUGUCCCCUGUGCAAGAGGCUUUUCGACACGAGCCUCGAGCUGCACGUCAACUACUUCAUAUCUGAGAUGGUUGCUCAGUGGAGACAGUGGUGCACGAGGGAAGCCUCAGAAGUUGCUGAGAGAGGCGAGGUCCUCUGUGACAUCUGCACCGGGACCAAGCCAAAGGCUCUCAAGUCCUGCCUGGUGUGUCUGGCCUCGUACUGUGGGGUUCACCUGGAGCGACAUCACCGAGUGGUGGCUUUAAAGAAACACAAGCUUAUUGACCCGCUCAGUAACCUAGAGGGCAGAGUGUGUACAAAGCACGAUGAGUUCAUGGAUCUGUUCUGCAAGACUGACCAAACGAGCGUGUGUCAGUUUUGCAAGGAGACAGACCAUCAGUCACAUGAUGUUCUGCCCCUGGAAGUGGAGUACAAAGAAAAGAAGAGCGAGCUGGGGAAGAUGGACGUUGUUUUUCAGCACAUGAUCCAGAAGAGCCAGCUGAAGGUGCAGGAGAUUCAGCAGGUGGCAACGCUCACCCAUGCAGCAGCAGACAAAGAAUUAGCAGAUGGUGUCCUUUUCUUCGAUCUACUGAAGCAGCUUGUGGAGACGGGCCUGGAUGAGCUCCUUGGACACAUUACUGAGAAAGAGUACAUGGCAAAAAAAAGAGCUGAGGUCUUCAUUAAAGAGAUGGAUUUGGAGAUCUGUCAGCUGAUGAAGACAAACCGUGACGCUAAGCUGCUCUCACUUUCUGACGACCACCUCUACCUGAUCCAGAACUUCUCGUCCCUGAGCGCCCUCCCACCCACUAAGGACUGGGAAAACGUCAGCCUCCAUCAGCCAGCUUUUGAGGGAACAGUGGCCAGAGCCGUGGUUCACCUCAGGGAGACGCUCGACAACGAGAUCAUGAAGCUGCUUCGGGCCGAACUGGAAAGGGUGCAGCAGUAUGCGGUGGAUGUGACGUUAGACCCUGACACGGCACAUCCCAAACUCAUCUUGUCUGAUGAUGGAAAACAAGUGAGUCACAGUGACACAGAGAAGAAUCUUCCCAGCAAUCCAGAGAGGUUUUCAUACUGUGUUAUGAUCAUGGGGAAGCAGAGCUUCUCCUCUGGUAAAUUCUACUAUGAGGUUGAGGUUAAGGGGAAAACUAAGUGGGACCUGGGGGUGGCCAGCGAGUCGGCAAACAGAAAGGGAAAAGUCGUCUCCUGCCCGCAGGGCGGCUACUGGGCUCUGCAGCUGAAGAACAGAAAUGAGUACGUGGCUCUUGCUGAUCCAGACAUCGUGCUCCCCCUGAAACUGCAGCCUCAGAAAGUGGGCGUGUUUGUGGAUUACGAGGACGGGUUGGUCUCCUUUUAUGACGUUGAUGCUGCAGAAAUGAUCUACUCUUUCCUCGGCUGCUCCUUCACCGACAAACUCAAACCGUUCUUCAGUCCAUGUUUAAGUGACAGCGGAGAAAACUCUGCCCCCCUCAGGAUCGCUGAUGUUCAGAGAAAUACUUUGAAUCAGUAUGUGAUGUAAAAGUUGUCAAAAUGACUUGAUUACUACAGAUUUUAUGGUUUAGUUUAGUUUUUUUUAGGAAUUUUUUAUUUGUUUUUCAAUCUUUGUUUCUGUUAGUUGAGUUCCCGCUCAAUAUGAAUUUUUAGCUAAACUUUUUAAACCUUGAAGUGACAGUACAGUUGAACAAACAGAAAUGUUCUGUUAAUGUUCUGUUUAAUUUGAUGUGGAUAUUUGGAGGAUGGUGCUCAUGUCACGUGUGACUUUCAAAUAAAAUAGGUGUUUGUCAGAGAGAUACAGCUUAUUUUAAUCAGGGGAGACUUGGAUUGACAGUGGAAUAAUCUUUUUUUUACAUCAACUGAUACAGACACAGAGAAGUACCACAAGACCAUCUGCCAUGCUGAUGAAAUUAGAGAUGGGGUUAGGAUAUGGAUGGAUUAGGAUGAAUGAAUUAACUUGUCUUGUUUACAGGUUCAAGUAAUGUUUUUAAAGCAGUAGAUGAGGUUUACUAAUUUUCCAAAAUUCAAUAAAAUACAUGUAAAAUGUAGAAGGAAAUGACAAAACAGGAUGUGCUGCAAUUUGCAUUCUCCUCUCAAUACUCGCAAAAAGAAGUCUGUUUGAAAUGGAAGUGUACGGGCAAAAUGAGCUUCUCACUGGAUUCAUAACAUCAAUAAACGUUUUCCCAUGAA